Molecule: messenger RNA, 2691 nt
Organism: Colletes gigas
Lineage: Eukaryota; Metazoa; Arthropoda; Insecta; Hymenoptera; Colletidae
Product: cilia- and flagella-associated protein 58-like
Exons: 11
Coding region: 1-2691 (896 amino acids)
Cellular component (GO): cytoskeleton
Source: RefSeq, a predicted model, not a curated record
AUGAUGGACAUGGAGAUGAACGCUGGCUUAGAUGGCGAUGAUGGGAGCGAGAGCAGCGAAGCUACGUCGGACGGAAGCUCGGCCAGUAGCACGUUCUGCGAACUCGAGAAGAAUUACUCCAAGGUCCUGAAGGAAAUGAAGGGCAACGAAGCGUUGGCCCCUUUCUUGGUCGAGUACACCAAACUCUACGAGUCUCUCUAUAAUGCUCAUCGAAUAGAGAAAGAACUGUUAGAGAAGAAUCAUUUAUUAGAGAGCGAGGUGGAAGAGAACCACCAGAAGAUAGAGGAGCUGACGGACACGAUCUCGAACAACGACGACGAGAUCGAGAAGUUGAAGGAGGACAUAGUGAACACGAUAAAGAGGGCGGACGCCGCUCACACGCGCGAGCAAAACGCGCAAGAAUUGAUCGAGAAUCUGCGAUUGAACGUGACGCAACUGAACCAGGAGAUCGAGCAAAAGAACAGGCAGCUCGCGGCCGGGGAAGACGUCAGCGCCGCCAAGCAGAAGGAGAAUCUGAUGAAGGAGAAGGAAAGGCUCGUCAGCGAGAUGGACACGUUGAGGCAACGGCUGAAGAAUAUGGUUCUGUACACCGAGGAACUCGAGAAGAAGAACGGCGAGAUGGACCAGCAAACGAACGACAUGCGAGAGGAGCUGGAUUUGAAGUUGAGCGAACUCUCGAGGGAGAGGAGAGUCAGGCAGAGGAUGGAGGAUGAGAUGCAGCAUCUGCAAGAGGAACUCGCCGAGAAAACGACGGAUUUGGAGUCCGCGAACACGACCAUACAAACGGCGGCGGCCAACGUGAUGAAGCUCGAAACGUUGCUGAAAGAGCAGAGAUCGUCCGGCGAAAGGAUGCAAAAGGAGAUCAGCAAGCUGACGGUGAAACGACUGAAUCUGCAAACGGACUUGGACAACGCGAACGCGCAAAUCGAGCACCAGGAUAAAGAGAUCGCGGAGAAGGACAAGCAACUGAAACAAACUACGCAAACCAUACACAGAAUGAAGGAGUCCGUGGAACGGAACAGAAUCGAGAGAGACGCGAUGGCGAAGCGGGUGCAAAAGGUCGAAAUGGAGCUGACGUCCCUCGAGCAACAGCUGAAACAAGCGAACGCGAACACCAAGAACGCGGAGCACCAAAUGGCUGGGUUUCGAAAACAACAGAUAGACAAGCAGAACCAGUACGACGUUUUGCUGCGCGAGAAAAACGUCCUGGCCCGCACCAGGGAGAACAUGGAGGAACAGAUCAAGAAACAGAAUCACGAGAUGAUCGUGUACGAGUACAGCAGACGGAAGAUCGAGCGCGAAUUCGACGACCUCACCCAAGACAUCGUGGAGAUCAAGAAAGAAUUGGCCGCGGCGGAGAAGGAGAGGGACAAACAUAAACUGGAGACUCAGAACUUGGCUCAACAGGUGGAGUACCAUUUGAGCGAGUCGAAGCUGAAGCAAGUCGAGAUUUUCAGUUACAAAAAACGGCUGGCGGAGUCCGAGGCGAGAUACAGACAGCAGCAGAAUCUUUUCGAGGCAGUUCGCGCGGAGAGGAACUCGUGCAGCAAAGCCCUAACGGAGGCACAGGAUGAGAUACAGGAGCUGAAGAACAAGCUGAAGGUAGUUAACCAUCAGAUCGAACAGCUGAAAGAGGAUAUCGUGUCGAAGGAGGCCGGUCUGAUCAAAGAGGAGUUCCUUCGUGGUCGCGUGGAGAAAGAGAAGGAGGCACUGAAGAUCGAGCUGCAGUCCACCCGGAAGGAGGUGACCGAUCUGAGACACGAGAUCGAAGAGAUGAAGCUGGAGGAGAAGAAUCUGAGACAGGUGCUCCAGCGAGCCGAGUCGGAUAUCGGACGUCACAAGAAAGACAUCGACAACGUGAUGAACGAGCGUGACAUUCUGGGCACGCAAUUGGUCAGGAGGAACGACGAGCUGAGCUUGCAAUACAGUCGAAUAAAAGUCCUGCACGGGACGCUUCAUCAGGGCGAAGCUCAGUAUAACCAAAGAUUGGAGGAGAUCAGGCUGUUGAAGCUGGAGGUGAAGAAUCUGAGGACGGAGAAGGUUUUACUGAUGAAGAACAUCGCGAACAUGAGCGAUCUCAGGCAGGAAGUGUUUCACUUGAACCGCGACUUGACCAAGGAGAGGCUCAAAGUUAUGGCGCUCGAGGAGGAAGUGCAGACUCCGUUGAACAUUCACAGAUGGAGAAAACUCGAGGGUUCUGAUCCUUCUACUUACGAGCUAUUGGUGAAAAUCCAAAUUCUUCAAAAACGUGUGUUGAGGAUGGCCGGCGACAUGAUCGAGAAGGAGAAGAAGAUUAGAGAUACCGAGAAAUUGUACAUGAACCUUCGAGAAAUAUUGUCGAAACACCCGGGACCCGAGGCGAUGGUUUCUUUGAACAAAACUCAAAAGGCGUUGCGCGAGAGAGGGCAGAAAAUGAAGUGUAUGUUGGCGGAGCUGAGCAUGUACGAGGUGCAAAUUAGCGAGUAUAGGGUCGGUAUGGACAGGAUGAGCGGACAAAUGAGCGAGUUGAAAAUGAAAUAUUACGCUCAGAAGAGGAAGCUACAGAAGUCGAAGGAGUCGAAGCCGAAAUCGACGAACGAGCCCGUACUUCCGACGAUUAAUCAAAGCUUGAAGAAAUUCUGCGGCGGUGGCUUCAACAUGGCGACACCCACCCCCAGAAACUGUUUCGUCGUAGAUUCUGUCUGUAAAUAA